CACCAUCCAAUGGCACCCGAUCCGCAACCAGACAACAACCCCCCGGCCGCCGAACCGGCGCAGGAGAACGAGCCCACCGAGGAACAGCCGGCCUCUCCUCCGUUGCCCCAGCGCCACACAGCCGUGACGCCCGGCCCUCGCGCCGCGCGACUGCAGGAGCUCUACUCGCGCUCCCUCCGCAAGACGCUCGGCAAGAUUGGAUGGGAAAACGUCGCGGGAUGCUAUCCUACCGUCGCGAAAAGGGCAGAGGGCGUGCUGAGGCAGGUGCAGGGUCAGAUGGUUGAGAAGCUGGGGGAGAAGUGCGAGAAAGAAUUCGAGAGUAUUCUUGUUACGAGGCAGGUUGUGCCAAAGCUCAAUGACCUGGAGAGUCUCAUAAGCGACGCCUCUCGCCGCCGCGCCGAAUCAACAUUAGAAGCACAACCAACACCACCUCACCUCCUCCCCCCAUCCGCCAUCCUCGCCGCACACAUGACGCCCUCCCUCACGGCGCACCAGUCGCAGCUCAACGCGCGCCUCCAGACGACGCAGUCGCAAAACGCCCUGCUGCAUGACGAGGUCCGCCGGCAGCGCGACGAGAUCCGCUCGCUGCUCGAGGCCCUCGAGGCCGUCGUCGCCGACGUGCAAGGUGCAAAUGACGCCCUGCGGCCGCUCGUCGAUGAGGUGGCCGCCGAGACGAGGGAGGGUAUUGCGGCUGUCGAGGCGGCGAGUGGUGGUGGGCGAGCACCACCGCCGACGACUACGACAACGUAG
Messenger RNA from Fusarium falciforme, 750 nucleotides. RefSeq lists its product as hypothetical. Bases 10 to 750 code for a protein of 246 amino acids. The record is from RefSeq and is a predicted model, not a curated record. The transcript has 3 exons. NCBI's taxonomy places the organism in Eukaryota, Fungi, Ascomycota, Sordariomycetes, Hypocreales, Nectriaceae. Gene Ontology annotation, biological process: chromosome segregation. Gene Ontology annotation, cellular component: MIS12/MIND type complex.